Messenger RNA from Exophiala mesophila, 663 nucleotides. RefSeq lists its product as uncharacterized. The transcript has a single exon. Lineage: Eukaryota; Fungi; Ascomycota; Eurotiomycetes; Chaetothyriales; Herpotrichiellaceae. The record is from RefSeq and is a predicted model, not a curated record. The coding region runs from base 1 to 663 and encodes 220 amino acids.
AUGUUCUAUAUGUGGCAAAAGCCGAAUACCGAAUGUGCUCAAGCAUAUCCAUCACAAGCCGGUUGUUCAUCAAUAUCAGGGAGCUCAGUGGAAAACCAUUGUGGUGUAAGUGUGACGAGCACGACUACUACUACUGUCACUCAAACGGUUCUGGUGGGGGCAACGACUCAGACGUUGGCUGAGCAAGCUCCUUCCAGUUCUACAACAGCCGCCACUGGAAUACCGCUCUGCUCGUCAUCUUUUGCAACUGUUGCCCAGAGUUCUUUGUCCGGUGCACCGGCGUCAACGUCAACAGCAUCAGAGACGAGCCUAAUUACACUUCCAGGCACUAUUGCCACCACCAAAACCCUCAGUCUUGUAUCGGCUAGCGCAACAACCGCAACUGAUUGUCCAGCUACCACUUUAUCCAGCAAGAUUGCACAAAAACCUCCUCAUUCGUCUUCGUCGUCAGCGGGCAUCAUUGCCGGAAGCGUCAUCGGCUCUGUGGCUGGCUUGGCCCUUCUCGGUCUCCUCAUUUCAUACUGUUUGAAGCGCAAAGCUCGCCUCAGGCUCAAAGUGAAACGAAAGGUAGAGAAGAGCGACAGCCAGACAGAAGCAGCCCUAGAGGCCCUGGACCACGUGACACAGGAGCGAGAUCGUGCCCUGCGGCAAUUACAGAGGUAG